AUUUAAAUAUUCAAAGCGUUUUUCUCAUCUUCUGCUUGGUUUUGAAGCUGUCUUUUUUACUCCUCUUUUUAGUUUGUCGUCCCGCCUCUCUCUCUCUCUCCCUCUUUUUAUUUUUCUUCUUCAAAAAAACCAUAAACUAAAAAUUGAGGCUAGGGUUAUUAUCAUCAUUAGGGUUUUUCACUCCAUUCGUUCUUUUUUCCUUUCGACUGAUUAUCAUUCUAGGGUUAGGGUUUAUCGGAAGCUUCUGGGUUCUCCGAUCAACUUAUUCUCAUGGCUGCGGAAAAGCUUAGAGAUUUGAGUCAGCCUGUUGAUGUUCCUCUCCUUGACGCUACUGUCGCUGCUUUCUAUGGCACGGGAUCUAAAGAAGAGAGGGCUGCAGCGGAUCAAAUCUUAAGAGAAUUGCAGAAUAAUCCUGACAUGUGGCUUCAAGUAGUGCACAUUCUUCAGAACAGUCAGAACUUAAAUACCAAAUUCUUCGCAUUACAGGUUUUAGAAGGUGUUAUCAAAUACCGUUGGAAUGCAUUGCCUGUUGAACAGAGAGAUGGAAUGAAAAAUUACAUUUCUGAAGUUAUAGUUCAGCUUUCAAGAGACGAGGCCUCGUUCAGGCGGGAAAGGCUGUAUGUUAACAAGUUGAAUGUCAUACUGGUUCAGAUUCUGAAGCAUGACUGGCCUGCUAGGUGGCAAAGUUUUGUUCCUGAUCUUGUUAACGCUGCCAAAACUAGUGAAACAAUUUGUGAGAAUUGCAUGGUCAUAUUGAAACUGCUGAGUGAGGAGGUUUUUGAUUUUUCAAGAGGAGAAAUGACACAACAGAAAAUUAAGGAACUUAAGCAGUCAUUGAAUAGUGAGUUUCAACUUAUUCAUGAGUUGUGCCUGUAUGUGCUAUCAGCAUCCCAGAGGACUGAGCUGAUACGGGCUACUCUAUCUACACUUCAUGCAUUCCUUUCAUGGAUUCCUUUGGGCUAUAUUUUUGAGUCCCCUCUGCUGGAAACUCUCUUGAAGUUUUUUCCUGUGCCAGCAUAUCGAAAUUUAACCCUCCAGUGUUUAUCAGAGGUUGCAGCGUUGACCUUUGGGGACUUCUACAAUGCACAAUAUGUGAAGAUGUACAACAUAUUCAUGGUUCAGUUACAGGCCAUCCUCCCACCUACAACAAAUAUUCCUGAUGCGUACACUAAUGGUUCAACUGACGAGCAGGCCUUCAUUCAGAACUUGGCACUUUUUUUCACUUCAUUUUUUAAGUCGCAUAUCCGAGUUCUAGAAGCCUCUCAAGAGACCAUAGCUUCACUCUUGAUGGGUCUUGAGUACCUGAUUAACAUCUCAUACGUUGAUGAUACCGAGGUUUUUAAGGUUUGUUUGGACUAUUGGAACUCUCUAGUCUUGGAGUUGUUUGAGGCGCACCAUAAUGCGGAUAAUCCUGCAGCAGUUGCGAAUAUGAUGGGCCUGCAGCAGAUGCCAUUUCUACCUGGUAUUGAUGGUGUAGGCUCUCAGCUUCUACAGAGACGUCAACUUUAUGCUGGAACUAUGUCAAAGUUACGUUUGCUGAUGAUAUGUCGAAUGGCAAAGCCUGAAGAAGUUCUUAUUGUUGAAGACGAAAAUGGAAAUAUUGUUCGUGAAACUAUGAAGGAUAAUGAUGUUCUAGUUCAGUAUAAGAUCAUGAGGGAAACCCUCAUUUAUUUGACACAUCUUGACCAUGAUGAUACUGAGAAGCAGAUGCUUAAAAAAUUAAGUAAGCAGCUUAAUGGUGAAGAUUGGUCAUGGAAUAAUUUGAAUACCUUGUGUUGGGCAAUAGGAUCAAUAUCUGGAUCAAUGAUGGAAGAGCAGGAGAACCGGUUUUUGGUGAUGGUUAUUCGUGAUUUGCUGAAUUUAUGUGAAAUUACUAAAGGGAAAGACAACAAAGCUGUAAUUGCAAGUAAUAUCAUGUACGUUGUUGGGCAGUACCCAAGAUUUUUGAGGGCUCACUGGAAAUUUUUGAAAACAGUUGUCAAUAAAUUGUUCGAGUUCAUGCAUGAAACACACCCAGGAGUUCAGGAUAUGGCUUGCGACACAUUCUUGAAAAUUGUUCAAAAGUGCAAACGGAAGUUCGUCAUCAUGCAGGUUGGAGAAAAUGAGCCAUUUGUAUCUGAGCUUCUUACGGGCCUGCCAACAACUAUUGUUGACCUUGAAUCUCAUCAAAUUCAUAUGUUCUAUGAAGCUGUUGGUCAUAUGAUCAGUGCAGAAUCUGAUCCACAAAAAAGAGAUGAAUAUCUGCGACGCUUAAUGGAGCUGCCUAAUCAGAAAUGGGCUGAGAUUAUUGGACAGGCACGACAAAGUUCUGAUGUGCUGAAGGAUGCUGAUGUUAUUAGGGCAGUACUUAACAUAUUUCAGACAAAUACAAGUGCUGCGAGUGCUCUCGGUACAUGUUUCUUCCAACAGAUCUCAUUGAUCUUCUUGGAUAUGCUCAAUGUGUACAGAAUGUAUAGUGAGCUCAUAUCAAAUACUAUUGCUGGUGGUGGCCCUUUUGCUUCAAAGUCUUCUUUUGUGAAGCUUUUGCGAUCUGUGAAGCGAGAGACUCUUAAGCUCAUUGAAACUUUCUUGGAUAAGGCCGAGGACCAGCCACAUAUUGGUACACAAUUUGUGCCUCCGAUGAUGGAUCCUGUUCUUGGGGACUAUGCUAGGAAUGUUCCUGAUGCCAGGGAAUCUGAAGUGCUGUCCCUUUUUGCUACUAUUAUAAACAAGUAUAAGGUUGCAAUGAUAGAUGAUGUCCCUCGCAUUUUUGAAGCUGUUUUCCAAUGCACCUUGGAGAUGAUAACAAAGAAUUUUGAAGAUUACCCAGAGCAUCGGCUAAAGUUCUUUUCAUUACUUCGGGCUAUUGCUACACAUUGUUUUGCUGCAUUGAUUCGGUUGUCACCUCAGCAAUUAAAACUUGUUAUGGACUCUAUUAUUUGGGCAUUUCGUCAUACUGAAAGAAAUAUUGCUGAAACUGGGCUGAAUCUUCUGUUAGAGAUGCUUAAGAACUUUCAGGCUUCUGAGUUCUGCAAUCAGUUUUAUCGGACUUACUUUGUGACAAUCGAGCAAGAAAUUUUUGCAGUUCUGACUGACACCUUUCACAAACCAGGAUUUAAAUUGCACGUGUUGGUCCUGCAGAAUUUAUUCUGCCUGGUACAAUCAGGUGCCAUUACUGAACCACUAUGGGAUCCAGCCACGGUUCCUUAUCAAUAUCCAAAUAAUGAGAUGUUUGUUCGCGAGUACACCAUCAAGCUGCUCAGUACCUCAUUUCCUAACAUGACGCCUGCUGAGGUCACUCAAUUUGUCAAUGGGCUGUUCGAGUCGACAAAUGAUCUUUCGACUUUCAAGAAUCACAUACGGGAUUUUUUGGUGCAGUCAAAGGAGUUUUCAGCUCAGGACAACAAAGACCUCUAUGCAGAGGAGGCUGCUGCUCAAAGGGAGAGGGAACGCCAAAGAAUGCUGAACAUUCCUGGGCUUAUUGCUCCUAAUGAGAUCCAAGAUGAGAUGUUGGACUCAUAGGAAGCCAAAUAUAUUGUUCGAUUUUCUUGAAGGAUUCUAACUUGAUAUUGGGGGCACAGUGAUUUUAUAACCAUAUAUUCAAGGUUUGUUAGCAAGCACAAUCCACCAUUUUGCCUUGCUGUUCGGCAGUGUUCGUUUUUCCUCUGUCGAUGGUGACAGUGCUCGCCUUGGCACUUAAUGGAUGAGAUAUAUUUCCAAUUGGCUGGUUGUAGAGUAAUUUAGAUUUUCCGUAGGAAAAUACAGAGCCGUUUUAAGGGCUUUUUUAGAAUUAAGUUCAAUUGUAUUCAUCAGGGGCGCAAUUAAGAGGGGUGUUUUUAGUUGAACUUUCUUGCAUCAAUAGUUUAAUGAAGUUAUGUUAUAUUCGAAAGGAGUACCGUACCUAGUACUGCGUUGGCUGGCUUGUGCAGAAAGUUUUUUUGUUUGUUCUUUUUGGGGUUAUUCUCAUUUAAGGUAAGGGGGGUUUAUAUAGACUUUAGGUGAAGUAUAUUUUGGUAAAGAGUACUGUUCUUUGACCAUACAUACAUUAAGUAGUGCCUUUACAUUGAUUU
Molecule: messenger RNA, 4049 nt
Organism: Amaranthus tricolor (Joseph's coat)
Lineage: Eukaryota; Viridiplantae; Streptophyta; Magnoliopsida; Caryophyllales; Amaranthaceae
Product: protein EXPORTIN 1A
Exons: 32
Coding region: 271-3501 (1076 amino acids)
Biological process (GO): ribosomal small subunit export from nucleus; ribosomal large subunit export from nucleus; protein export from nucleus
Cellular component (GO): cytoplasm; nucleus
Molecular function (GO): nuclear export signal receptor activity; small GTPase binding
Source: RefSeq, a predicted model, not a curated record